Zasmidium cellare ATCC 36951 is the source of this 1206-nucleotide messenger RNA. RefSeq lists its product as uncharacterized. Gene Ontology annotation, molecular function: RNA binding; tRNA-specific adenosine-37 deaminase activity. The transcript is spliced from 2 exons. The coding region runs from base 1 to 1206 and encodes 401 amino acids. The record is from RefSeq and is a predicted model, not a curated record. Lineage: Eukaryota; Fungi; Ascomycota; Dothideomycetes; Mycosphaerellales; Mycosphaerellaceae. Gene Ontology annotation, biological process: tRNA wobble adenosine to inosine editing.
AUGACCAACCUCCCUCAUCCAGACGAGAUCACGGAUUGCGUAUUAAAGACCUUCAACACCCUACCAGCGAAGUUCAAACCUCGACGGCUGGCCGAUGGACGUAGAGAAUGGGUUCCUCUGGCGGGGAUCGUGCUCAGUAGAGACCACGACCCAUCCUCACUCACAUGCGUCUCACUGGCGACCGGAAUGAAAUGCCUACCUCGAGAGAAAGUCCCUCUGGCGAAGGGCAGUAUCUUGCACGAUUGGCAUGCUGAAGUGCUGUGUUUGAGGGGCUUCAAUCGCUGGCUGGUAGAUGAGUGUGCUGAGCUCGCUGCGAGGGGCAAGUCAGGAGGUGAUAGCGAGUGGCUUGCAUGGAAUCACGACACAGGAGAAGGUCGUCCGCCCUUCUCCCUCCACGAAAAUGUGAGGCUAUAUAUGUACUGCACCCAAGCCCCCUGCGGCGACGCCAGCAUGGAACUCACCAUCUCCGCGCAACAAGACUCCACACCCUGGUCCUCCGCUCCCGCACCCUCCUCCUCCUCCGACACCAGCAUGCUCGGCCGAGGCCACUUCGACCAGCUGGGGAUCGUGCGCAGGAAACCCUCCCGCCCGGACGCCCCGGUGUGCUGGAGUAAAUCCUGCUCGGAUAAGCUUACUUUGAAGCAAUGUCUCGGCUUGCUGUGCGGAUUGACGGGGUUGCUUGUGCAGCCUUGUUGGCUUGAGGUGUUGGUUUUGCCUGAGGGGGAGGUUGUCCCUGAGGCGGUGGGGAGGUGUUUUGGGGGGGAGGGGAGGAUGAAGAAUCUUGAUGGAUGGGGAGGAGGGGAGGGAGGGUUCAAGUUCCGACCUUUUGUUGUGGAGACUACGAGGAGGGAGUUUGAGUUUGAGAAGGAGGAGGCUGCGGUUCCGAGUAACCUCUCUGCGUUGUGGAUGCCUAGGAGGAAGGAGGUUUUGAUUAAUGGGGUUUUGCAGGGGAGGAAGCAGAUGGAUCCCAAGGGAGCGAGUUGUGUGAGUCGGAGGAGGUUGUGGGAGGGGGUGUUGGAGGUUGCAGGCGGGCUGGACUUGGAGUCUUUGAAGGGGGAGUUGGAGCGGGAGAGGUAUGGGGAUGUCAAGGAUAGUUGGAUUCUGGAGGAGAGGAGACGUGCGAAGAGAUUUGUGAAGGAGAGGGCGUUGAGAGGGUGGAAGAGGAAUGAUGGCGAUGAGGAUUGGGGGCUAGAGACGGGACCAUAA